Messenger RNA from Myxocyprinus asiaticus (Chinese sucker), 1280 nucleotides. Its product is annotated as splicing factor 3A subunit 2-like. Gene Ontology annotation, molecular function: nucleic acid binding; zinc ion binding. The transcript has 8 exons. The record is from RefSeq and is a predicted model, not a curated record. Gene Ontology annotation, biological process: spliceosomal complex assembly. Gene Ontology annotation, cellular component: U2-type prespliceosome; U2 snRNP; nucleus. Lineage: Eukaryota; Metazoa; Chordata; Actinopteri; Cypriniformes; Catostomidae. Bases 117 to 1001 code for a protein of 294 amino acids.
AAACAAGAGGAGCAGGAAGUGCGUCACUCGCGCAUGCGCACACUGGAGUAGCAGUAGCAUCGUCAGCGUGAUCAGGACGUUUGGGAUCUGCAGUGUGAGGGUCAGGAUCUAUCAUCAUGGAUUUCCAGCACAGAGCUGGAGGGAAAACGGGCAGCGGUGGCGUCGCCUCUUCGUCCGAGAGCAACCGAGACCGGCGUGAGCGACUGCGACAGCUCGCCUUAGAGACUAUAGACAUCAAUAAAGAUCCAUACUUCAUGAAAAACCAUUUGGGCUCAUAUGAGUGUAAACUGUGUCUCACACUUCACAAUAACGAGGGAAGUUAUCUAGCGCACACACAGGGCAAAAAGCACCAGACUAACCUAGCGAGACGAGCCGCAAAAGAGGCGAAGGAUGCUCCAGCACAACCGGCUCCAGAGAAAGUGAAGGUUGAAGUGAAGAAAUUUGUCAAGAUUGGCCGACCGGGUUAUAAAGUAACAAAACAAAGGGAUCCAGAGACUGGACAGCAAAGUCUGCUAUUCCAGAUUGACUAUCCAGAGAUAGCGGAAGGCAUCGGGCCGCGGCAUCGCUUCAUGUCGGCAUACGAGCAGAGAAUUGAACCUCCCGAUCGCCGCUGGCAGUACUUGCUGUUUGCAGCUGAGCCGUAUGAAACCAUCUCAUUCAAGGUCCCCAGUCGAGAAAUUGAUAAAGGAGAGACUAGAUUUUGGAGUCAUUGGAACAGAGAAACAAAACAGUUCUUUCUGCAGUUUCACUUUAAGAUGGAGAAAUCUCUGCCCGCUCCAACUGGUCAAGCAGCAUCAGUGGGUGUCAAACGCCCACCGUCACUCAUCACUGGACUCGGGCCACGCCCACCCAGCAACUCCAUGCCACCCCCACCACCCGGAGGCAUGCCAGGAAUGCCACCUUUGCCUCCCGGUGCCCCUGUCCUGCCUCAGAUGCCCCCACAAAUGCCCCCUCCAGGUGCCCUCCCCCCACACAUGAGACCCCCCCUCCCCAGUAACUGAAUAACUGAACAUCCAUGAGCGUCUCUGUAAAUGGUUUUGUACAGUGCCCGUGGACAUAUGUUUGUAAACCAGCAUUUCCUUCAUGUAUUAAAGGCUCAAUAUGUUGUGAUUUUGAACAUCCUAUAAAUGAAUAUGACCGUUUAAAGAAUUGAUUCGUCUUUGUAGGGUAUGCAUAUGUGUCUGGCACCACAGAGAGGUUUUCUACGUCUCAAGGCAAAACAGCCCAACCAAUGUUCAACUGAUCUUAUGUUUUUUAUUAUUAAAAGAAAGAAAAACGUC